Messenger RNA from Pristis pectinata (smalltooth sawfish), 4035 nucleotides. It is a transcript of the gene rogdi, whose product is annotated as rogdi atypical leucine zipper. NCBI's taxonomy places the organism in Eukaryota, Metazoa, Chordata, Chondrichthyes, Rhinopristiformes, Pristidae. The record is from RefSeq and is a predicted model, not a curated record. The transcript has 11 exons. The coding region runs from base 25 to 1140 and encodes 371 amino acids. Gene Ontology annotation, cellular component: RAVE complex.
CACUCUCUCUCUCUCUGUCCACUGAUGUUGCCUGGUCGGUUGAGUGCGGCAUUUUCUAUUUUUCUUGUUGCCAAUCUUUAUUUUCAAUUCAGGCCCAAGAAGAUAUUGUAUCAAAAUCUCAGUGGUCUCAAAGUUUCGGCAGGAUGCAUUCUUCUCCAGGUCUGCAGCUCUGCAUUUCCGCCAGGGGGAACGCUGCUGCGCGUCCGUUCGGCGGCCGGGCCCCGUCAACGGGGGAAUGAUUUAACCGCUGAAAACGGAAGUGUGGCGCUUGUCCUUCAGAGCGAGAUGGCGGCCGCGAGUGAGGCGGAGCGGGCAGUGCUGGAAGAAGAAUUUAAAUGGUUAUUGCGUGAAGAGGUUCAUGCUGUCCUGAAACAGCUGAAAGAUAUUCUUAAGGAGGCCUCCCGGCGCUUUACUCUGUCGCCUUCUGGAUCUGAAUGUCAAACCCGACAGGAAAACUUCAAACUGGGAAGCUCAGCCACAGAUCAGGUGAAGGGUGUCCUGACGUUACAAGGAGACGCGUUGACUCAAGCGGAUAUUAACCUGAGGCUGCCUAAACACAACCAGGUUCUGCAUUGUACGUUUAGGGAGGACAAACAGUGGAAAAUGCAGCAGAUUCAGGAUGCCAGGAAUCAUGUAGGUCAAGCUCUGUAUCUACUAAACAGCAGAGAUCAAGCAUACCAGUUUAAGAGUGGGGCAGAGGUCAACAAGCUUAUGGAUGCAGUAAUGUUGCAGCUAACCCGUGCUCGCAAUAGACUCACUACUCCUGCAGCUAUGACACUCCCGGAAGUAGCCUCAAGCAGUUUAAUGAAAAUGUUCACACCAUCUCUUCCUGGUGACGUCUUUGCCAACUUCUACAUUAAUCUGAGCAAACUUUGUUUGAUUGUCUACCAGCUCCAUCUUCUGCAGCCCAACUUGAAUAAGAACUUCAAACCCGCUGGAAGCUCUGUGCUUCACAACCCAGGAUCCAUGUUUGAGAUUAAUAACCAGAAAUUUGAAGUUAGCCAUGUUCACAAAGUGGAAUGUGUGGUCCCCUGGCUAAAUGAUACGCUUGUUUUCUUUACCAUUGCUCUACAGCUUUGUCAGCAACUGAAGGAUAAGAUUUCUGUUUUUUCCAAUUACUGGAACUUCAAGCCCUACUGAUCCUGAUCAGUUUGCACUUUGUGCCUACUUACUGUUGCAGCUCCCAGUCUGUUAACUGUAAAUGCUGUGUCUGUGAAUGUUUUGAUCAAUAAGUUACACUUGGUGCACUUUUCUCACCCACCUUUGCCACAUGUUUUUAAUGAGUUGGAUCCCUUGUGGACCCUGGCCUGAUGAUGAUUGGAAAUAUCACCAGAUGGUGAAAUUCAGAUGUUUUCCUCAAAGCAUUAGGCUUUAUGGCAUGGGCUGAUUUUCAACUGCUGAAGGAUGGUAAUACAUUCAUUUAAGUAGAAUAAUUUGUGUAGAAUUUUACAGAUUUUGUUCAAGUUCUGGGCUAUGAGGAAUGAAGAAGGGAAAGUUGCCUCUUCACAAAGCUCAAUUUUCAACCACUGAAACUAAUACUUUUGAAUUACAGGGAGCUAUUAGAACAAAAACUAUACAUUUAUACCUCUUUUGGGUCAGUCAAAUAUUUUUGAACUGCAGUAUCUUUUUGAGACCGCUAAUGUCUUCAUCAAGAUGAAAUGGAAAGUUAGAAUUAUAGUUUAAUUUUAAACGCAUCAUGCUUACUCUACAUUUGUAUGGCACUGGUAGUUUUGUGUUUGUGCUGGUCAUAACUUAAUCAGAUCCUGAAGUUUUGUUUAUCUUAAUGACAAAUGUUACACCUGAAUUUAGAUUAUUCUUAUGUUAGGAUUUCUGUAAUCUGGGGAGUGUGCAUUUAUUCUGUUUAGGGACUUAGCAACUUAGAAGGAACAAAAAUAAAAAAAGCACUGACCACCACCUUCAUUGCCCAGAUAAUAGACUUCUCGGAUAUGCUAUACUAGGUGAAAUGAUGUAGCUCGUGGAAUAAUGCAUUGCAAAAAUAUUUGAUUGGGAGCUUUUUAUGCAGUCAAAUAGUAAGUACAUUAUGGUCAGUUGUGUAUGUGUUUAUAUGGAGUCUUGUGGAUAUGAACAUUUUGACCACUGAAAUAUUGGAUUUUAAACUGCCUAGUUAAUGUAAAAGUUUAAUUUAGGACACUAAUUAACAAAGAACAGUGGAACUAUAUUUAAUAUGCAUUUCUAUAAAGAGGGACAUUUGCUGGAAAUUUUACCUGUUCCAUUAAUUCAGCAGGCAUAGUUUCAUGCAUGUAGGAAGCUUUGGAAUGGAGUAUGCACAAGGUGAUUUUAAACAAUAUGAUAAAGCUCCCAAAUGCAGGUCAUAAAUGAGGUGCAAUUUUGCAUUUCAACUGGAUAAUUUUUUAGAUAAACUGAGUGUGUACCCAUGUAUCAUUACCAAUGUUACUAUUUCUGUUUGCACCAUAUUUAGACAUUUGUCCUUGUGGCAAGGUGAGACAAUUGAUUUUUCUAUUGCUUGCAUAGAGGAAUCUAGGAAUUGGCACUGUUUCAACAUUGCCAUUCAUGAUGCUGCUAUUUUUAGGACCCUGGUAUUAUAUUUUAAUAGAUGUUAGCAUGUAGAGGAGCAUUGGUUUUCCUUUAAAACUUGCUCUAAUUAUGCAAGUACUGGACCCCACCAUCAUUUGGUUUUUUAAAAAGGUAUCAAAAUUGACAUUUUCAGUUGAGGAAUAUGUUCCAGAGUUUGAUCUUUCCUGUGAAGAUUGAAUUCUUUUUCAGUGUAAUAAAUAUGUAAAGGACUCAGUUUAUAAAAAAAAGUUAUGAAUAUAUUUUUCGAAUUGUACUGUGAUCAUUUUCAGUUCCAGCACUGUUAGGUUGAGCAUUGUUCAAAUUGUCUAACUUUUCAACCAAAUAAGGUGGUCCUCUUCAAACCAUUUUAUUUUCUGUUCUCAUAAUUGCUGCGACCUGUUCCAUGAUGUUCAGGCCUACAUUGCUUGUUUAGUUGCUGAAUGCCUCUCGAAGUUUUUUUUUAGGAAUAAGAUGCAACAUUUUAGAGCCUUGAAGUAAAGAAACAGAAAAUUCUGCAAACACUCAGCAGCUCAGGCAGCGUCUGGGGAUAGAACAAAAUAGAGUUAACAUUUCAGGUCAGAGAACCUGACGGAUAUUGAUUCUCUACCUCUUUCCAGAGAUAAUGCCUGCCCUGCUGAGCGUUUCCUGCAUUUUUUUUAAAUUUCAGAUUUCCAAUAACUUCAGUUCCUAUUCAUUUCAGAGCAUUGUACUACAUUCAGCCGUAUUCCUGAAUUUGCACAUUCCUAAACAUAACACGCUCUAAUGCUUUAAAUUCUCACUUUAAAUAUAACACAUCUCAAUAAAUUAUUGUUCAUUGCAAAUAUCUGCCCUUUUGCUGCUUGUUGCCUUGGUCUCUGGAAGUUCUGCAUGUAGCUUGCUGUGUUUCACUAGCACCGAGGACAAGCCCUGAUGAAGGGUCUCGACCCAAAACGUUGACUGUGUAUUUCCCUCCAUAAAUGCUGCCUGACCUGCUGAGUUCCUCGGGCAUUUUGUGUGUGUUGCUCCAGAUUCCAGCAUCUGCAGAAUCUGUUGUGUCUUCAUCUUUCACUUCCUUACCUGGUUUGCUGAUGUAAAGAAAGCCAGGUUUCUCGUUUAAAAAUAACUAAAAUCCAGCUUAAGUACAUCAAGCAUGCAGAUUCCUUGUUACUUGUGAAACUGUCCAUUGUCAUGCAUAUUGAAGUUAGUAGCUGAGAGAGGGUAUUGGAUAGGUCAGUUAGAUUUCAUUCAAAGUUAAGUAAAGCAGAACGGAUAAGCUUGUAGGGAAAAAAAAAGUGAUGUCUUCCAGUAUCAUGUAAUAUGAAUAUAGUCACUUAAGUGUAGUUAUUUUGUUAAUGUUCCUGUGAUCAGCUUUCAAAGAGAACAUUUUGAUAUCUGCUACAUGUGUAAUAAUGUAACUGGGAUCAAUUAUACAUUUUAUGGAUUGUUAAAUUAUUCAGAGUAUAAUGUGGACCAAUCAAAACAUUCAGAUUGUAUCUGCAAUAAAGUACUGAUUUCAAAGAA